This is a messenger RNA of Cavenderia fasciculata, 1263 nucleotides long. RefSeq names its product TMS membrane protein. Gene Ontology annotation, cellular component: membrane. The transcript has 5 exons. The record is from RefSeq and is a predicted model, not a curated record. NCBI's taxonomy places the organism in Eukaryota, Evosea, Eumycetozoa, Acytosteliales, Cavenderiaceae. Bases 1 to 1263 code for a protein of 420 amino acids.
AUGGAUGAUAUCUAUAUAAUAUCAAUCGCGAUUGAGGAUACAGUAGAAAGAAAGAAAAGAAAGACAUCAUACCAUGUGUGGCAUAUUAGUUGUUCUUGUUGUGGUUCAGUAUUGUCUUUAAAAAAGUCAACGUGUACUAGAACCUUUUAUUGGGCAUUCUCUUGGUUUGCCGAUAUUGAUGUAUUACAAAUUUGUUCAAAACAAGAUAAUGAAUGUUAUGGAGCAUUGGUAGUAUAUCGUUUAACAUUUGGGUUGGCAGUAUAUCAUAUAUUAUUGGCAUUGAUAUUGAUUGGUGUCAAAAACACAGAGAAUCCAAGAGCACAGAUACAAGAUGGCUAUUGGCCAGUAAAGAUUGUUUUGUUGGCCGGUAUCAUCUUUGCAUCGUUCUUUAUUCCCAAUCAAUUCUUUGUCUAUUAUGGAUGGAUCUCUUUGUUUGGUGCAGCAGCAUUUAUCUUGAUUCAAUUGGUACUGUUGAUCGAAUUUGGAUACACACUCAACGAGAAACUCGUCUCCAAGAUUGAAGAUGAGGGACAUUCGAGCAACCGUUACUAUAUCGUUCUUUUGGUGGCUUCGAUUGGUACCAUUUGUCUGGCACUAGCAUUGACCAUCACAAUGUUGGUAUUGUGGGGCAAGACAUGUUCAAUCAACCAGUUCUUUGUCGUUUUCAAUUUGGGCCUGUCACUCAUUAUCGGUGUAUUGUCGGUCAAUGAGAGAAUUAGAGAGUAUCGUCCAUCAUCGGGUCUAUUACAGUCGGGUGUAGUCAUGCUCUACUCGACCUAUCUAGUGUACAGUGCCAUUAUGAGUGAGCCAGCCUCAACAUGCUCGACAAUGGCCAAUCAAGACCCCAAAAACUACACUGUCAUUAUGGGUGCCAUCUUUACCAUCAUCUCUGUGUGCUACAGUGCCUUUAGAGCAUCCGACUCGACCGAGUUACUCGGCAAGUCUGACAGUCCCCAAUACUCUAGUCUCAACGCCUUUUCCGACGACGAUGAUGACGUCCCACAACAAAUGGAAGACGAUGAAAAACAUGAAGUCGCCUACAGCUACACCUUUUUCCACAUCACCUUUGCAUUUGGUGCCAUGUACAUUGGUAUGCUUCUCACCAAUUGGUCUACCAUUGGAGGUCUCUCUAGUGCAUCGAUCAAUGUCGAUUCUGGUCUCGUAUCAGUUUGGGUUAAAAUCGUAUCUGGUUGGCUAGUUCAUCUAUUAUAUCUUUGGACUUUAGUCGGUCCUGCUUUAUUCCCAAAUAGAUCUUGGGAUUAA